GGCUUCUCUCUCGCUCACAACACCGACAAAUCCAUGUACGAGCUCAUGGCUGAUGACCCCGUGCGAGGCGCUUGGAUGGCGGAGGCGAUGAGCGUCUGGGCCUCCAGCGAGAUGUUUUCGGUGUCAAGAGUCGUCGAUGCAUACGACUGGGGUAGCCUAGGAGCGGCCACCAUCGUCGACAUCGGAGGCUCAAGAGGCCAGGUUGCGGUAGCUGUAGUCUCGAGAUAUCCAGCAAUGAGGUUUAUUGUGCAAGAUCUCGAAUCCACCGUAGCCGGAGCAGAGGCCGCCGACCGUCCACCCGAGCUGACCGACCGUGUGAGCUUCAUGGCGCACAACUUCUUCUCUCCGCAACCGAUUGUCGCCUCCGCGUACUUUUUCCGCUGGAUUCUGCACAAUUGGUCGGACAAAUACUGCAUCAAAAUCCUCUCUGCGCUGGUCCCCUCGCUGAAGCCGGGGGCACGGGUGAUUGUGAAUGAGAUCUGUAUGCCCGCGCCCGGGGAAGCCUCGGUAUACAGAGAGAGACUGGCCCGUAAAAUGAGCAUGGGGAUGUUUAGCCUUUUCAAUUCCUAUGAGCGGGACAUUGAGGACUGGACUCGGCUUUUCCGCGCCGCGGACACCAGAUUCCAGCUACUCGGGUACAACUAUAUUCCAGGGUCUGAAUUGGCCCUGAUUGAAUCUUACUGGACUUGA
Aspergillus saccharolyticus JOP 1030-1 is the source of this 690-nucleotide messenger RNA. Its product is annotated as S-adenosyl-L-methionine-dependent methyltransferase. The annotation marks the transcript as partial. The transcript has 2 exons. The record is from RefSeq and is a predicted model, not a curated record. NCBI's taxonomy places the organism in Eukaryota, Fungi, Ascomycota, Eurotiomycetes, Eurotiales, Aspergillaceae. Gene Ontology annotation, molecular function: O-methyltransferase activity.